Spodoptera frugiperda (fall armyworm) is the source of this 1235-nucleotide messenger RNA. RefSeq lists its product as uncharacterized. The coding region runs from base 73 to 963 and encodes 296 amino acids. NCBI's taxonomy places the organism in Eukaryota, Metazoa, Arthropoda, Insecta, Lepidoptera, Noctuidae. The transcript is spliced from 2 exons. The record is from RefSeq and is a predicted model, not a curated record.
GUAAGUGAGCUACGACUCGCGUGCAUUGAUAGCAGUGCAAUUUUUCAAUCUAUAAGCUAUAAAACCUUUAUAAUGACGUACAUAACAUGUUCAGUGCCGACUUGUCCAUCAUCUUCACUUAUGAAUAAAGAAUUGAAAUUCCACCAGUUUCCUUAUAGUGAAGAAAGACGGCAAGAAUGGAUAUUGGCUUGUAAUGAAUUACAUACCAUUCAUGAAGACUGGAACUUUUUCAGAAAUAAGUACGUGUGCAGUCUUCACUUCGACAGAUAUUCGUAUAACAAGAAGGGAUUCCUUAGCAUAUUCGCUGUACCAACUUUAUAUUUGGAUAAACCCGUGCCAUUCAACCAAAUGAACUUAACAAGCGCAGAAACACAAACCGAACCUGUUAUUGAAUCAACAGCGGAUAAGGCAGAACAUUGCAAAAGCAUAACGCAAAAAGAAAAUGUAGGUUUGCAGUCUACCACUGGAACUUUGCAGUGUAAUAAUGUUUGUCUUAAUAGUAACAAUAUACAGUGUAAAAAUUCUGUUUACAACAAUAAGAUAAAAAAGACAAAAACUGAUAAAAUCAAAAGGCGAAAAGAAGAUGUAGUGUUGCAGUCUAAAGGAAACUUAGAGUCCAAUAAUUCUGGUGAUCUCUUUAUACAAGUUAAAAAAAUUGGUAAUGAUGACUUUGUAGUAUCAUCAUCUCCAAAUGUUAAAGUAGCUGUGAAAAUAGGUGAAGCUGAGAAAAGUAUUGUUUGUGGUGAUGUUAAUGAUACCUCUAAUAAUAUUGAUCUGAAUUUAAAUAAUGGUCCCAGACAUAAGAAAAGAAGGAUAGACAAUGAUAUUAUAAAUAUCGAAGAAGAUGGUGACAGUAUCACUCUGUCGCAAUUUUUAAACGCUUGUGAUGACUAUUUGCCUGAACAUUUACGGGAUAUUGUGAAGACUAAUGCCAGGUUAUACACGAAUCAAGUCUCAUUUUAAGACCACCACAAACACAGACGAUUCAAGUUCUAUUAAUUUAAGAUAAAUAAUAUUAUUGCGUUAUGUACCUAUUGAAGAAUUUCAGACCUUGAAACAAAACUAUUUUAUUGAAGUAAUAGUUACUGUGAUUUUGAAUCUAGUCCUUUGUUUUUAAUGUCUUUUAAUUAGAUAUUGAAUGUGAAUCAAUCAAGUAUUUCACGAUUAGCGUGAAACAAUUCUGUGAAUUUAUUUGAUCAAUGGAUAUUGAAUAUAAUUAAAUAGUUAUAAGUAAA